Molecule: messenger RNA, 1299 nt
Organism: Auanema sp. JU1783
Lineage: Eukaryota; Metazoa; Nematoda; Chromadorea; Rhabditida; Rhabditidae
Source: the annotation of a GenBank genome assembly
AUGAGCAUCACACCCCUCGAUUCAUUGGAAGAGUUGUUGGAUUGGAAAGCAGAUGCUCUGAAAUCGGAGAAGAAAACUGAGUUGAGACACUACAAGAAGGAUAAGUUGAAGGAAGGAGAGCCAGAAGUCUUGAUUUGCCAUGACAUGAAAGGAGGAUAUUUGGCCGAAGAAAGUGAUGACGUUCAUACCUUUACGGACGAUCAGAAACCUUAUGUGUUCUUGAAUUGGUGGAACAUUGACAUCUUCUGUUACUUUUCUCAUCAUUGUGUGACCAUUCCUCCUCGUGGAUAUAUUAAAGUAGCUCAUGAGCAUGGAUGUCUGGUCAUGGGAACUUUCAUAACCGAAUGGAAAGACGGAGAGAAAAUCUGCGAGAAAAUGCUGAAAGAUGAGGAGACUAUUGAGAAAUCGGUGAAUCAGCUAGUAGCUUUGGCAGUUCAUUAUGGAUUCGAAGGAUGGUUGAUAAACAUCGAGAAUGUUUUGAAAGAAGAACAGAUUGCGGGUAUGAAAAAGUUCGUUUCUCUCUUGACUGAACGAAUGAGAGAGGCUGUGGCAGUCUCUCGUGUCAUUUGGUACGAUUCUGUCAUCGCCGAUGGUAAGCUGAGAUGGCAAAAUCAGUUGAACGUCCUGAACAAAGAGUUCUACGAUAGCUGUGAUGGUAUUUAUUUGAAUUACAAUUGGUCGGAUGAGAAUCUUCUGAAUAGCGCUGACUUUGGCAUACUUAAUAGAAUUUAUGUGGGUGUAGAUGUUUUUGCUCGAGGAUGCAUAGGCGAAUGGGAUUGCUACAAACCCCUCAGCAAAAUACGCUACCUACGGAUGUCGAUUGCGUUGUUUGCUCCAGGAUGGAUUUCGGAAAAAUAUCCUUCCUUGGACCCUAUAGUACAAGGAAUCAAAUUUUGGGAAAAACUACGUCCCUAUGUAUCUGAAAGAUCGUUGACGACCCUCCCUUUCUCAACUACAUUUCAUUCUGGAAUAGAAGACAAUACAUUCUGUAUCUCUCGAAUAGAGCCUCAACCUCUUUUCGAAGGUCUGCGGCUUUUACCUCGAACAAAUGGAUUACAUCUUGAGAAAGAAGGACAAUAUACACUUCUUCAUGCAAACUUCGUCAAACAACCGAUCACAGCCGAAAUUUUUUGCGAAAACACAGACAAUUUGGAUUUGUUAAUCAAUGGAGAAGUUACGAGUCCGACGGAGGUGUCAGGAUCUCGCAAGCUUUAUAAUAUUGGAGAGAAGACUAUUCAUACCAUAGGUGUGUUUGUAGUCAUCGGACCAAUCACCGUGAAGCAAUUAAAAAUUGAAUAA